Messenger RNA from Naegleria lovaniensis, 3069 nucleotides. RefSeq lists its product as uncharacterized. NCBI's taxonomy places the organism in Eukaryota, Heterolobosea, Eutetramitea, Acrasida, Naegleriidae. Gene Ontology annotation, biological process: vesicle transport along actin filament; actin filament organization. The record is from RefSeq and is a predicted model, not a curated record. Bases 1 to 3069 code for a protein of 1022 amino acids. The transcript has 8 exons. Gene Ontology annotation, cellular component: myosin complex; actin cytoskeleton; vesicle. Gene Ontology annotation, molecular function: ATP binding; actin filament binding; microfilament motor activity.
AUGUUGCAACUUCGAAAGCGAGUGGGUGUAGAUGAUAUGACACACCUCAAAUCAGUGAAUGAAACGGAUAUAGCCAACAACUUGAAAACAAGGCUCUCUAAUAAUCAAAUUUUUACCUACAUUUCCGAUGUCUUGAUCAGUGUAAAUCCGUUUGAAAAUAUUCCAGGAUUGUUUAAUGAUGAGAAGAUGGAAAGUUAUAUUCGUAGAUACAUGAACGAAGUUCCUCCUCAUAUUUUUGCUGUUGCUGAGCGAGCUUUCAGAAAUUUACAAAACAAGAACACAAACCAAUGCAUUAUAGUUCAGGGCGAAAGUGGGAGUGGAAAGACGGAGGCGUGUAAGGCUCUCAUUAAUUAUAUUUCCUAUGUGAGCGGCUCCGGUAAUGAGGUAUUGAGGGUGAAAAAAAUAAUAUUACAGAGCAGCCCACUACUUGAGGCAUUUGGAAAUGCAAAGACUCUUCGGAAUAAUAAUUCUUCCCGAUUCGGGAAGUAUUUUUCUUUGCAAUUUGACAGACAGGGCAAUCCAUUAGGAGGAGAAAUUUCGUUAUAUUUGCUAGAAAAGAGUAGAAUUUGCAAUGUAGCACGAGGAGAAAGAUCUUUUCAUAUAUUUUAUCAAUUGCUGAAAGGCGCUGAUCCAAAGCUUAAAGAACAACUUGGGCUUAUUGAAAUGGAAGAUUACAAUUUUCUUUCACAUUCCAAUUGCUAUGAAAUUGAAGGAAUGAACGACAAGGAAAAAUUUUUGAUGACUGUGUUUUCUGAAAAUGGUACGUCCACCAAGGUGAUUAAUAAGGCCAAAGCUCUAACAAAGUGUGCAAAGCUACUUUCCAUUGAAGAGCAUGCUCUUGAGACCUACUUGACGAAGAAGCACAUUUUGGUUGAAGGAAAAGAAAUAGAAACUCAAUUUAAUUCGAUUCAAGCAAAAAAUGCAAGAGAUGCUCUUUCCAAACUUAUUUAUGAGCGAAUAUUUCAUUUCAUUGCAGGGAAAAUUAACGAGUCUAUGAAAUGCUCAAAAUUUGAUUGUACCAUAGAUAUUUUAGACAUUUACGGAUUUGAAAGCUUUGAAAAUAACUCUUUUGAGCAAUUAAUUAUUAAUUUUGUUAAUGAAAAGCUUCAAAAUAUAUUUUCAAGCUUGGUUUUGAGAAAAGAACAAGAUGAGUACAAAAGCGAGGGAGUACCUUGGAACACUAUCUCAUUUUCAGACAACAAAGCGAUUUGUGAUUUAAUUGAGCUUUCUAACCCACCAGGAAUUCUAUCAAUUCUAGAUGGUAUUUCAGCAUACUACAACUUGGAGUCGUACAAUGCCGAUCAAAGGUUUUUAGAUUCCCUCUCUACCAUCAUUAGUAGAAACAAAUAUUUUACACAAAGAAGUUCCAACCAUUUCAUUUUGGACCAUUUUGCUGGCCCUAUUUGCUACAAUGUUCAUGGAUUCACAGAGAAGAAUAAGGAAUUUAUGACUCGAGAUCUCAUCUGUUGCAUGCAAAGUACCAAAGACCCACUACUUAAAGGCAUGUUCUCUGAGAUUGGAACAGAUUUCAAGAAACGCCCAAGUACUGCUUCAUUCAAAAUUCUUAAAAACAUUGACGAUUUAAUGAAAUCCAUUUCGGAGCGAGAAACUCAUUACAUUAAAUGUAUCAAGCCCAACGACUCCAAGUCUCCCAAGACAUUCGACUCCAAGACAACCAUUCAACAAAUAAGACACCACGGCUUGAAGGAAAUUAUUCUUUUGAGACGAUCUGGAUACUUUUUCAGAACAACAUUCCAAGAUUUUUUCAACCGGUACAAGUAUCUUUUAGUUACGUCAGACAUGAUGCAAUGGAGAGGAAGCGCUGAGCAGGGUUGUAUGAGUAUCCUAAACGAUUGUAACAUUUCUAAAUCAGAUUACUUUAUUGGAAAAACAAAGAUUUUCCUUAGAAAUCCGUUGUCAUUAGCUCAAUUGGAUGAGCUUCUUGAACGCUUCUACCAUACCAAAGCUACUAUUAUUUCAAAGGCAUUCAGAAAGUACAAACACCGACAAUAUUUGAAGUCCAUCCAAAAUAAUUCCAUUACAAUACUUUCAAAUAACAAGCAACGACGAAGAAUGUCCAUUAAUCGAAAUUUCAAGGGAGACUACAUUCAAUUUUUCAACAAUGCACAACUUCAAGAACUGUUGCAACCAUACCAGCAUGAAGGUGGCGUGGUGUUUAGUGACGAAAUUAGAAAGCCAAAGGUAAAAGUUUUCAGAUCAGAACCAUCAUUCAAGAAAAUGAUGUUAUUAGUGACACCUCAAUCCAUUUUCUUUAUUCGAAGAAAAAAAGAUGAACCACGUCGAGCAGGAUUCACUGUUAAAAAGAGAGUUCCUUUUACACAAAUAGAGAACAUUACAAUGUCCAGCCUUCCAGACAACUGGCUGUGCCUUAAAUUGUAUGACGACGUGGAUAUUUUCUUUGAAAACGAGCACAAGACGGAACUGGUCACUAUACUAGAUGACAUUUAUUUCAAAGAAUAUGGUAAUCAUUUGAAAUUAUUAUUCUCGAACCAGUUUGAAUUUGAUUACACGAAAAGGAAGACUAAGAGUGUUGAAUUUAUAACGGAUGGCACCAUUUCUGUCAGAUUCAAAAGCACCAUCACUGUUAGCAAAACUGGUAAUUUCCAAAUCACUGCCACUAAUGAUUUACCACCAGGUACUGUUCCUUAUUUGAAAACCAAUAACAGUAGCAAUAUGGGAAGAAAAUCAGUUGGAUUAGGGUUGAAUACUCUUGAGUCUUGCCCUAAAUUGAAACCUGUUGUGGGAAAUGGUCUAGCCAGUCCUGAAUCCUGCAAAGAAAUUAUUCGUCCUGGCCACCUUUCAGAAGAAAAAGACAAGUCAGUGACAAGAUUGUUGGUUUUGUAUGAUUAUCAUCCAGUUCUAGAUGAUGAGCUCAAUAUUCGUGAUGGUGACGUAAUUGCUCUUCUUAAAACGAAUGAUGAUGGAUGGGGCUAUGGAAGACUUUUAAGUGAAACUGAUGGCAGAAAAGAAGGAUAUUUCCCACUCAACUUCACCAUGAGUGAGGAAGAAUUUGCCCAAUACUACAGCAACCCUGAAAUCAUUCGUUGA